Messenger RNA from Adineta ricciae, 483 nucleotides. Lineage: Eukaryota; Metazoa; Rotifera; Eurotatoria; Adinetida; Adinetidae. The record is from the annotation of a GenBank genome assembly.
AUGAAGAAUUUUGUCCAAUUUUAUGUUCUUCUCUUCGUGAACAUCGUUUUAGUCAAUGGUGAAUUUCGUUUUGCAAAUUAUUAUCAAGAUCAUAUGGUUCUUCAACGUGCUCCACAAAAAUCCAUCGUUUGGGGUUAUAGUGAUACUGAAAAUGUUUCAAUUAUAUUAACAAUCAAUGCGCAAGUUUAUCAAACGAAAAGUUUUUCAUCAAAUGAAAAUAUUUGGUCGAUUACACUCGAUGCAGAAAGUAAUGAAGGUCCAUUCGAACUUGUUGCUACACAAAUCUUUUCGAACAGAUCGAAGAAAACAAUUUCUCUUCGUGAUAUUCUCGGUUCACCGAUAUUUCAGCGCAUGACAUUACCGCGCCGACAGUACCGCGCACGACAGUACCGCGCACGACACCACCGCGCACGACACCACCGCGCAUUGACACUACCGCGCAUUGACAUUAUCGCGCACGACACUACAGCGGACGAUAUAUAA